Molecule: messenger RNA, 1399 nt
Organism: Sorghum bicolor (sorghum)
Lineage: Eukaryota; Viridiplantae; Streptophyta; Magnoliopsida; Poales; Poaceae
Product: transcription factor bHLH30
Exons: 2
Coding region: 152-1213 (353 amino acids)
Biological process (GO): regulation of DNA-templated transcription
Molecular function (GO): protein dimerization activity; DNA-binding transcription factor activity
Source: RefSeq, a predicted model, not a curated record
GCAGGGGUGGCCACGAGCACCGGGCUUAAAAGGCGACGCCCAUUUGACCGAGAGAGCGAGAGCAGCCGGAAGCCACCUUCGCCGGCCUGCUUCGCCAGUCCACCACCACCACCACCAACCUCGGAGCCAAGAACACUUCAACACCCGGAAGAUGUGGGAGGGAGGCAUCGUCGAGCACGGGAGCCAGGAGGCCACGCAUCAUCAGCUGCUCCCGUGGCUCGGCGCGGCGCCGUUCUCCGAGCCGGCGGCUGUGGCGACGGGCCUCGGCGCCGCCAUGGGGGCUUACGCCUGCGGCGACGGCGUCGGCGGGCUCGGGCUCGGGCAUGGCGGGGUGUUCGGCUUCGGUUUCGACGCGGUGCCGCCGCCGCAGCAGCAGCAGCAGCGCGCGGCGGAGGGGAGCGGGAAGGCGGUCGUGUCGGGGCUGCUUGGAAGCCUUCAGGCGGAGCUGGGGCGGAUGACGGCACGGGAGAUGAUGGACGCCAAGGCGCUGGCGGCCUCGCGCAGCCACAGCGAGGCCGAGCGCCGCCGCCGGCAGCGGAUCAACGGCCACCUCGCCAGGCUCAGAAGCCUUCUCCCCAACACCACCAAGACGGACAAAGCGUCGCUGCUGGCCGAGGUGCUCGACCACGUGAAGGAGCUGAAGCGCCAGACCUCGGCGAUGAUGAUGGCCACCGCCGCCGUCGGGGGCGACGACGGAGGUGCAGGUGGGCGGGCGCAUCAGCAGCUUCUGCCGACGGAGGCCGACGAGCUGUCCGUGGACGCGGGGGCCGACGGCGCCGGGCGGCUCGUGGUGCGCGCGUCGCUCUGCUGCGAGGAUCGCCCGGACCUCAUCCCGGACAUCGUGCGGGCGCUCGCCGCUCUCGGGAUGCGCGCGCGCCGGGCGGAGAUCACCACGCUCGGCGGCCGCGUCCGGAGCUUGCUCCUCAUCACUGCCGGCAGCAGGGGAGCGGACCAGGCCGGCGACGGCGACGGCGACGACGACGACGAGGAGGAGGAGGAUGGGCAUCGGCCGGCUAACGCCCCCGUGCACGUCGACGGCGAGCGCACUGCCUCGCACAGGAGGCACGAGUGCAUCGCGUCGGUCCAGGAGGCCCUGCGCGGCGUCAUGGACCGCAGGACGGCGAGCAGCGACACGUCGUCGUCUGGUGGUGGCGGCGGGAGCAUCAAGAGGCAGCGCAUGAACUACGGCGCGCAGGAGCAGUGUUCAGUGUAGCACAUGUACACACGGCGUUCCAGCAACGACCAGCAAGAACUGCGUUUAUGCUUUGCAUUGCAUGGAUGCAUGAACGCAUAUAUGCAAGUUUGUUUAGCAUAGCUACUAGCAGUAUAAGUUUAGCCAUCGUUUCAAGCCUUUGGCGCCUAUGGUUUCUUUGGGUAUAAUCCAUGGUGUGGUGCAUCA